CAGGAAAGCAAAAACCGGCCUACACGAUGGAAACGACACCGGUCGAUUUAGGAUUUCUGGAACCGAGUGAACCGUGGCUACUAACUAACAAAUUUUUCCGCAGUAAAGUUGGAGGAAAACCGGCAUGGCUGGAGCUACUUAAAUUGCCAAAACCGGACGAACUGCUGUGCGAACAGUGCAAGGAACCGCUUACAUUCCUAUGUCAGGUGUACGCUCCAGUCGAGGAAAAUGAAGCAAGCUUCCAUAGAAUAUUGUAUGUCUUCGUGUGCUCCACCGCAGCAUGCAAUCAGUCCCCUGCGCCGGAAACAAGAACCAUCAAAGUUUUGCGAAGCCAACUACCGCGAAGGAACGAGUUUUACGAAUAUGAUCCACCGGAUGAGACAAACGAAUCGCCACCAGUAAAAUCGCCAGUUCCUUUAUGCGUGGUUUGUGGCUGUCGUGGACCGAAGCUUUGCUCCCGAUGUAAAUCAGUGAAUUACUGCGGUCCAUCCCAUCAGCGGCUCGAUUGGAAAGGGGGUCAUAAAACUGUAUGCUCCGAGGAGGGAACUGUCGAACGAACACUGCAACGUGAGCCAAGCUCAAUACUGCUGCCAGAAUUUGAAAUUAUAACAGAGCCUGAAGAAUAUGAGGCUAAAGCCAAAGUUUCCGAGGAGGAAAAUGAGAAACGGCAAAUGGAAGAGUACGAAAGGCUUAAAAACGAAGGCAAGGUUGGUGCGCUUGACGAUCUACCCGAGGGAGAGUUGGAUAAGUAUUCCGGCGAACAGGUGGAGGACAAAACGUUCAACAGAUUCAAGGCGCGCAUUGCGGUCGAUCCGGACCAGGUUCUGCGCUACGAGCGUCGUGGCAAUCCGCUCUGGCUGUCACCGGUUGUACCGAAGGAGAUACCAAGCUGCGGUAUGUGUGCCGGUCCGAGGGCGUUCGAGUUCCAGAUAAUGCCCCAGCUGUUGAACAGUUUGGCCAGCGACAGUCUAGAUUGGGGGACGCUAGUAUGCUACACAUGCGAAGGAAGCUGCAAUAUUGAGGGAUAUGUAGACGAGUUCAUCUAUCGACAGGAUGUGUUGAACUUGAACAUAACAAAACCAUGAUUGCAAAAAACCGAAUCACGGUAAGUAACAAAUGACAUAUGGUGUUCGGUAUUUUAAUAUUUAAUGUUAAAGGAUAUAUGUGGCAAACAAGUUAUUAGAUUUUCAAAACUAAAGCACAAAAGCCGAAAGUUGUUUCAAAAUAAAAUCUAAACGUAGCUGUA
Molecule: messenger RNA, 1246 nt
Organism: Anopheles coustani
Lineage: Eukaryota; Metazoa; Arthropoda; Insecta; Diptera; Culicidae
Gene: Zfrp8
Product: programmed cell death protein 2
Exons: 5
Coding region: 27-1085 (352 amino acids)
Cellular component (GO): nucleus; cytoplasm
Source: RefSeq, a predicted model, not a curated record